Meloidogyne enterolobii is the source of this 762-nucleotide messenger RNA. The record is from the annotation of a GenBank genome assembly. NCBI's taxonomy places the organism in Eukaryota, Metazoa, Nematoda, Chromadorea, Rhabditida, Meloidogynidae.
AUGCCUGUCCCUUCAUUAACAGAUUCAUUAACUGUCGGACCCCGAGGCCCCACACUUUUACAAGACUUUGUACUUCUCGAUAAUCUUUUCACCUUUGACCGUGAACGCAUUCCUGAAAGAGUUGUGCACGCUGUUGGUGCUGCAGCUUUUGGAGAAUUUGUUGUUACAAAUGAUGUUACAAAAUAUACAAAAAUGGAUAUGUUAAAAAAAAUUAAUCAAACUACUCCUGUUUUUGUUCGUUUCUCUACUGUUGGAGGCCGAGCUGGAAGCGCUGAUACUGCUAGAGAUCCUCGCGGUUUUGCCGUAAAAUUUUAUACUGAAGUUGGAAAUUGGGAUCUUGUUGGAAAUAAUUUGCCAGUUUUCUUCAUUAACGAUGCUAUAAAAUUCCCAGCUUUUGUUCACUCCCAAAAAUUAAAUCCAGUAACAAACUUGGGUGACCCAACAAUGACUUGGGACUUUUUAUCUUUGAAUCAGGAAUCGAUGAAUAUGGUUAUGAGAGUUUUUUCUGACUUGGGGACGCCUGAUGGUUUUCGUAAAAUGGAUGGAUUUGGUGUGCAUACUUUUGUUUUGGUAAAUGCAAAAGAUGAAAAAGUUUAUUGCAAAUUCCAUUGGAUAAGCCAACAAGGACAUGCUAAUUUGACAGCCGAACAAGCAACACUUUUGGCUGGUACUAACCCAGGUUAUUCUACUGGUGAUUUAUACAAUGCUAUUGCACGUGGAGAUUAUCCAAAAUGGGAUUUAAAAAUACAGGCAAUUUUUUAG